ACAUUUCAGUUUAGUUAGACUUGACAGUAGUGUGUAGAUUUGGUGACAUAGUCCGGUUUUGUGAGCUUUUGUGUAGUAUACUGUCGUUAUUUUGCUUCACGGUCCACUUAAAUGAUAUCUGAUAGUGGUUAGCUUAAUGUAAAUGUGAGAAUGUACAGUUUUUGUUCGAGUAUGUAACGUUAGCUGAUACUGUAGCUAGCUUUCCAGAGCUUUUCUGAAGAAGUUGGUGUUAGCAGCGGCAGUUCACUGACACUCGGCUACAUGGCAACUUAAUGAUACUUUUUGUAAUUGUAUCUGCAAAGUCCGUCCUGGCGUUAUAAUUUUGCGGGGUCGUUGUUUUUAAGGAAAAUGUCUCAGUUUGUUGACCCUGACGAUACCACUCCAUUGCUCCGCGAUGAUGCAAGUAGUGAGGACUCUCAGGAUGAAGAUUACAAGAGUCGGUGGAGGUCUAUCAGAAUCAUGUACUUCACCAUGUUUCUCAGCAGUGUAGGUUUUACUAUUGUCAUCACAUCACUGUGGCCCUAUCUGCAAAAGAUUGAUGCUAGUGCUGAUGCCAGUUUCCUGGGAUGGGUGGUGGCAGCCUACAGUCUGGGUCAGUUGGUGGCCUCACCCAUGUUUGGCCUUUGGUCCAACCAUCGACCAAGCAGGGAGCCACUGGUUUGCUCCAUCUUCAUCAACCUGUCAGCCAAUAUCUACUAUGCAUAUGCAUACCUGCCCAGAACAGAGCACAAAUUCCACAUGCUCAUCUCCAGAGCCUUUGUGGGCUUUGGAGCAGGCAAUGUUGCUGUGGUGAGGUCCUAUGUUGCUGGAGCUACAUCGCUGAAGGAGAGGACCAGUGCCAUGGCUAACAUGAGUGCCUGUCAGGCCCUGGGUUUCAUCCUGGGACCAGCUCUGCAGGCAUGCCUAUCAUUCAUUGGUGAGGAUGGUGUCACAGUCAAGUUCAUAGACCUGGAGCUUAACAUGUACACUGCUCCUGCUCUCCUGGCUGCAGCCUUUGGCAUCAUCAACAUCCUGCUGGUUCUUUUGGUGCUAAGAGAGCAUCGUGUUGAUGACCAUGGAAAACACAUUCGAGCCAUCAACUACACAUCUGAAGAUAGAGUUGACACGAGUGAAGAUACUGAGGAGACCAUCGAUCAGGUUGCGGUCCUGACUUCCAACAUCCUCUUCUUCGUUGUCAUGUUUAUCUUUGCUGUCUUUGAGACAAUUGCAACCCCUUUGUCCAUGGACAUGUUUGCUUGGACAAGGAAAGAAGCUGUGUUCUACAAUGGCAUCAUCAUCUGCUGUAUUGGAUUUGAAUCCAUAUUGGUGUUUGUAGUUGUGAAAGUGGCCUCUAAAAGGGUCGGGGAUCGUCCUGUGUUGCUAGCAGGGUUGGCCAUUAUAUUCUGUGGCUUCUUUAUUCUGCUUCCAUGGGGAAAUCAUUAUCCUAAAAUUCAGUGGGCAGACCUCAAAAACAACUCUUUGCUUGGUCAAAUGUCUGAAACCACGAUGGCCUCCAACAGCUCUUUGGAGCCAACGGGCUGCCCGUAUGAACAGACCUGGUGCCAGUAUACUCCUGCCAUUCACCUGGCCCAAUACAUCUCAUCUGACAUCCUCAUCGGGGUGGGAUACCCAGCCUGCAACGUGAUGUCCUACACACUGUAUUCCAAAAUCCUUGGACCCAGACCUCAGGGUGUGUACAUGGGGUGGUUGACAGCCUCAGGAAGUGGGGCGCGGACAUUGGGCCCUAUCUUUGUCUCCCACGUCUACACCAUCCUGGGACCCCGCUGGGCUUUCAGCCUCAUCUGUGGUAUGGUGGUGGGGGCCAUCAUGCUCCUCAGCUGUCUUUACCACAGACUCAUUGCCUUUUCUGUACGCCACGGAAGCAUUGUAGAAUAACAAGUGAAGAUUCCAUCUGGAGAAACCGAUGGCAGUGUGAUGCUUUUAUUCUCAAAGACUUCAAGCCACUGUUGAUGGUACUUACUUUAAAAUGUGGUAAUUGAUAAGCGUUUGAGAGUAACUCAGGGUUGACCUUUAAACUCAAAGUCGAAGAGAUAAAGCCAGGUUGUUUCUCGUGGCUUGACCAAAGACGGCUACUUUGCGAGUUAAAAGGGAGCUAGCACCGCAGCUGCACUUUAACUCACUUGUAGUGGAAGAAGCAACUUGACUUUUUUGUAAUCUUUUAUGGCAUUUCCUCGUAUGACGUGGGUCCAUGAUUUCAAAUAAUAGUUUUUAAAUCAAGAAGUUACUAAAUAUUUGUUACUGAAAGCUCAAGUUUUAUGUAAUUGCUUGGUUGGUUUCAAAGUUGACUUAAUUAUAACAUUUUUUUAACACAGACUACUUUAGCAAAACCUUUCACAGAAUGUUUAUUUACUAUAUUAUAGCUAUAAUUUGUGGAAUGUACAUGCACAUGGAUUAUGCAAUGGGAAUGAUGGUAACAGGAAAGUAAAUUUGAUCAAAUUAUUUGAAUACAUACUGAUAGUUUUCACCUACAUAAAAUGUGCUGACUGCUGAAUUAAUUGAUUUUAUUGAAUGUCACAUUCCCUGUACUGUAUUGACUGUACUCACUCACUGAACAUCUUUGAAACUGUUAUUUUGCUUUUUAAGUGGAAAAUAUGAGACAUAUCGGUUUCACUCUGAUUGUCAUUGUGCAAGGAAUGUGACCCUUGAGAGAGAAGUAAGCAUUACAUAGAGGGUUUAGAUGAAGAUUUUCAAGUGAAACACUUUCAGAUUUGGCUAUCUUCUUGUAAAAUAAUGAUGUAUGUAUAAUAUUUUAAGUAUUUUACCUGUUUCAGUUAAAGGCACCAUUUUGUGGUUGUUUCAAACUACAAGUUGUUGUCUAGCUGAAUUCAGAAACUGAUGGGUGGCUGCUAAUGACAUACUGAGUGACACAUUAAAGAAUUAAUGUGA
Scatophagus argus is the source of this 2886-nucleotide messenger RNA. It is a transcript of the gene mfsd8, whose product is annotated as major facilitator superfamily domain containing 8. Bases 349 to 1875 code for a protein of 508 amino acids. Lineage: Eukaryota; Metazoa; Chordata; Actinopteri; Scatophagidae. The record is from RefSeq and is a predicted model, not a curated record. Gene Ontology annotation, biological process: transmembrane transport. The transcript is spliced from 12 exons. Gene Ontology annotation, cellular component: lysosomal membrane. Gene Ontology annotation, molecular function: transmembrane transporter activity.